AUGGGCCGUACGCCGCUCUCAUAUGCUGCUGGUGCUGGAGAGGAAGAUGUCGUGGAGGUACUUCUGGGGACGGCUGGGGUGGAAGUCGACGCGAGGGAUGAGAAUGGGAGGACGCCUCUCUUUUGGGCCGUUGAUAAUGGGCAUGAGAAGGUUGUUGAAGGGUUGCUGGAUUCGGGCGCUGAUACUGAGAUGUUGGGGGGUGAGAGUGAACGCACAAACAGACGCGCAGGUGAAGCUAUGUGUACCCUCCACUCUCUGGUCUCCGAUGAGAUGUCAACCCCUGAGCUGCUGAACGAUGGAGAAAGUUACGAGGAUGCAGAGUUGUGCUGUCAAAUAUGCGGCGUCAGCUUCAACAUUAGUCGUAUUCGGACUGCAAACGAGCCCGUCUCGUCUGCCUGGUGUGGAAGUGAUGACGAAGCAUGGGGAUACAGCCCGAUCCUCGGUUCAUAUGUCUGCGAUUUGCUGGACGAUGAAGACACCGGCUGUGCUUCAUGUCUGGUCGCGGAAAGGGGGGACCUCGGAAGCGAUGCGUCAGAUUCGGACUUUGUGAAUGGCAGUGAUGAGAUAUCAGAGUGUUGUUCUUCUGGAGAGUCAAGUGGAGUUGUGGACGUGGAAGAGGACCAAGAAGCAUCAGAUAUCAUCAUGUCUGCUCACAACAGCGAUGAUCAACGCGUGAUUCAGGAAUCCGCGGAAGACGAAGAAGCGUACCACCAGUUUAUCCAAGUAGUGAAGAACGUCACACUGACUACUCAUCACGGUCUUCAUCAGCGUUCAACACUCAAACCAACACCGCGCACAGACUACGAGCAUAUAGCAAGCACGUCGUGUGUAUCGAAACGCGGGUACAACGGCAACAACAUAUCCGUUGAAGAAAUGAGAGCUUGUACAACCGCGCAGUUUCUUAUCCCCAGGACGACUAUGCUCAAUGAUAGUGAUCCGUAUGGUCCGAUAGACGAUGACACAGCCACCUUCUUCGUCCACGGUCUAACAGAUCGUACCACGAGAAUUGACGCUCGACACCCUGCGUCUGUGUUUCCACCCAGGUUUGGAUGUCGUCGCAUGUCCUGGGCAAGAAAUGUUAUCUUGCGGCCGUCAACGGCAAAUUUAACGGGCAUGCCGCUCCAUCCUUACUGUUUGGAGGUGUUUAAACGUGCCAGCUUGCACAGAUCAGGGCGUGUAGACUUGGACGGUUUGACGAAUUGGUUUCGUUUGGAUGCUAAUCCGGUUGACUUCUUUUGCGAGUUUCCGCGAGACGAAGCUGUUGGACGGGGUCGUGGGGGAUCGCAAUGGCAGCAUGUUGCUGGUGAUGAGUGGAUUGUCGCGAAUCCUUGUAUUAACCCUACGCUUGAUACGUUUCUCGAGUCAGUUUGUACAGAAGCAUCUGAGCAUACGGGAGUUAAGAAAGGGAAUGGUGGUGGGCGAUUGAUUAAGGAUACAGACCCGUUUGCGAAGCUUCCACUUGAAAUCCGGCUUGAUGUACUCAUGUAUCUUGGGCCAGACGAUAUUACAAAUGUUCGGACAGCAAUGCCAUCUGUUUGGGAUUUGCCGCAGCACUUUUUGCAUAAACUGGUCAUCCGAGACUUUCCCUGGUUAUGGGAAGCCUGGUGUCCAAUUCCAUACUCAUUCUGGUCUACCACUACCGAAAGAGAGUUUAAGGUGCGCCAGAUGAAGUUUGAUGAGAGACGGCUAGAUACUGAAAGGAAAAUAUCCGUUUUGGAAGAUGAGGGACCAAGUGGUGAGUAUUCAUCUGCUAUUGAAGCACUGAGAAAUCAGUCCAGGGAGGAGCCAACGCAGUUGGGUAGCCAACCACUUCGCACGCUUGAUAUACAUAGCACAGAUUGGAGUCGUGUGUACGACAGGUUCACCCUAAGUGUGAAGAUUCCCAAAGGCUUGAGGAAUCGGUCUCGAAUUUGGAAGGACUGCGAGCAUAUACUAGAUAGAAUUGAGGCACAUAAAGCAAGUGGACGGUUGACGGAGAGGGAAACUGAUGCAGAGGAGGCUUGUGAAGAGUUUUUGGCAAGAUAUCCGCAUUUACGGCUGUCAGUAAUACGACCUUGGUAG
Molecule: messenger RNA, 2061 nt
Organism: Pochonia chlamydosporia 170
Lineage: Eukaryota; Fungi; Ascomycota; Sordariomycetes; Hypocreales; Clavicipitaceae
Exons: 2
Coding region: 1-2061 (686 amino acids)
Biological process (GO): proteolysis
Molecular function (GO): protein binding; aspartic-type endopeptidase activity
Source: RefSeq, a predicted model, not a curated record